GAUUCUACUAUUUUUCUCAUUUUUUCCAUUCUCGUAAUAAUACUUUGUUCAUGGGGACAGCUUAGAGGAAGUUCCCACUUAAUGGAUAAAUAAAAUAGUGCAUUGGUCUUCAGUGACUGAUAAACUAUCAUUUUGGUGUUAUUCUCUGAUGCUAAUGGUGACCUGUACACUGCCUAAGUUUUGUGUAAUGUCAAAAUGCUGUUGUUUUCUUACAUGUGAUGUGCUGGUUAUCUCUGAUUUCGUUCAAGUUUUUUACAGACAGAAUUACUGAGCUAGUCCAGUGUAAAUAUUUGCACAUGCUUAGAUGGAAGAGAUUUUGUACACGCAGCAACGUUAUUGAACAACUUUAUCCUCUCUAUCAGAAGCGAAUUAGUCACAUCAUGGAGGAAUACAGUGAUGCAGUUCAGAGGGCUGCAAGACUUUCGGCUGCAAGGGAAACUUUCCUGACAGGAAAGAAAAAUCCGGUGAAUGUAGUGACACAGGAAGAUAUGAUGAUCUACACCCAGUGGUUAGUGUGUCACUUGCACUCUGUGAAGGGCAUUCACCAUUUUCUUCAGGUUCUCCAGCAUUUGCCUGUUUCUCGCAGAAUGAAUGUGGCUAGGGAGAAAUGUCCUGAUGUGGUCCAAGACAACUGGGACAUGUUAAGAAGUGCUCUUUACAAGAAUUCAGAUAUUUUUAACAUUAAUGUCUCUCUCUGCUCCAGAGUUAUACAAAAAAAUGGUGAGAAAUGA
Struthio camelus australis is the source of this 731-nucleotide messenger RNA. The record is from RefSeq and is a predicted model, not a curated record. NCBI's taxonomy places the organism in Eukaryota, Metazoa, Chordata, Aves, Struthioniformes, Struthionidae.